GCCGGAUUCGCGGUGGUGUAUGAAUUAUAAUGAAUGUAUGUACAUGCACCGGACAUCGGUCCGGCGAACAAUUUACGCCGGAUGCACCACCCCUUCCCCUCGGCGCGACGGACACCGGUCCGGUGUAAGAAAUGGCGGUCAUCCACGCCAGUGUAUUGGUGCGUGUUGACGCUGCCGGACGUAUUGCCUGUUUUCUGUUAAUUGAGUGCCGUCUACCUGCGUUCUUUUAAAAAUGGGUAAUAUUGACAUGGAAUUGUUAAUAAGUUUGGUUGAAAAUAGGCCUGUACUGUGGGACAAAACCCAAGAGUGCUAUAAAAAUAGACAGUCGAGUUUUGCCGCUUGGAGAGAAAUUUGUCUUGCGUUAAAUGAAGGUUUUGAAACGAUGUCCGAGAAAGAAAAAAAUGAUUUUGGCAAAGAUAUCAUAAAAAAAUGGAACAAUGCAAGAGAUAACUGGAUGAAAUAUCACAAAAAAGUUAAGGAAUGUAAAUCCGGCUCUGGUGCAAAAAGUCUACGAAAAUAUAAAUUCUACGAUCAAAUGCUCUUUUUGUGUAAAAUUGUGACUCGCCGAACAACGGAAGCAAGUAUUACAUCAGAAAAAAACAUCACACAAUCUCACAACAAAGAAACUGACUCACAAACCAAUAAUGACCCUACCGCACCAGCCAAUACUACCGAUUUAACAAAAACAAGCAAGAAGAGAAAGACAGACUGUAGCGAAGUUGAUCGACAAAUGCUUACUUUAAUUAAAUCAGUUGAAGAUGAAGACAAGAGUAAGAGUAUGUGUUUUUUCAAAGGUAUUGCUCCGAUUGUAGACAAGUAUAGUGAUGACGAUUAUGUUGAAUUCCAAUAUGAAAUCAUUAAAGUUAUGAGAAAUUUAACUCGGAGAAAUCAAGCGUCCAUGCAGCAGCAAAAUUACAAUUACAAUAUUAAUCGAGGCUACACUACGGCUACACCCGACUACAGGAUACACGAAUAUCAACCAACACAACCCAUUCCAUCCACAUCCAGGAUGCCUCAAGAACUCAUGCAGCAAGAUGAUUCCCAAUCUUCAAUUAUUACUGAAUUAAGUUCAAUCACAUCGCCUGAUUACGAUUUCGAUUUUUCUAAAACUCCUUAAUUUAUUUUUUGAGUAUAAUAAAACAAUUACUACCUACUAAAUUUUGUUUUAAUUAAUACAGGUAAUCAAUCCCCUUUUCUAUAAUUUGAAAUUGAA
Molecule: messenger RNA, 1213 nt
Organism: Plodia interpunctella (Indianmeal moth)
Lineage: Eukaryota; Metazoa; Arthropoda; Insecta; Lepidoptera; Pyralidae
Exons: 2
Coding region: 233-1117 (294 amino acids)
Source: RefSeq, a predicted model, not a curated record